Molecule: messenger RNA, 2411 nt
Organism: Medioppia subpectinata
Lineage: Eukaryota; Metazoa; Arthropoda; Arachnida; Sarcoptiformes; Oppiidae
Source: the annotation of a GenBank genome assembly
UAUUGCCAAUGGAUUUGAGCACCGAUUCAGACAUCGAUGACAGCGGCGAUUUGUUGGACGCCAUCGACGAUCGCUUUAUGACCGACCAAUCGCUUCCCGACAAUGAUUAUUACAAGAGGUUUGACUCAUUGGUGAAACGAGUGGCCGGACGGUUGGGCCCCGACGUCAAGCCAGUGGUCGGCGCUUCCAGUCAUACUUUAACCACUGAUUUAAACAGUGAUAUAACAUGUGAUAUAAAACCUGAUGUCAACGCCAUUGCGGACAACUCGGCGCCCGAUAUUACCGUCAAUAGUAGCGCCACAGCAUCGGGUGAUUGUGUGCCACAAAUUGCUGGCCAACCAAUGAUCACGCAAUCAGACACCGAUGUGUCCGCUACUGACGAAGAACUCAUCGAUGUUAAGCCAAUCAUAACGGAUCCGAGUAGACGGUCAUUGGCCGCCCCUUUAAGCACUCAAACCGAAGACACAGAUAGUGGUGAACCAGUGAUGGCUAAUAUAGCGGCGCCACUGAUUGGGAACAAUACAGUGAACCAUAAUAGAGACGAGCAGUCAUGUGAUGGCACAACACCUAUCGGUGCCGUCAUUUCACACACCGAUAGCCAGACAAUUGCCACAACUAAUCAUAAUGACACAAAUAAUGUCGAAGAAGUGGUUAUUAGCGAAGAUAACGGUGUAAACAGUGGUCAAGAGUUUAGCGCACUGGCAGUGGACGUGGCGGACAGUGACUCGACAGUAAUAAUCUCUGACCACAAUGGCGAAGAAGUGACCAAAGAGUCGGUUCCGGCGGCGAUCGGUUUGAAAAGGGGUCGACACUCAGUGGGCGGGCACUUCCGGCGCCGCAACAAACCUUUACGGGAAUAUCGCGGCGACGCCUCUAACCAUUCGGACACUACUGGCUAUUGCGGCGCCGAUAGUGGCCACUCGUUCGCGUCAUUUGACGGUUCGCUGCGAGACGUGUCUAAACGCAUGGCAUCUAAAACUACUAGUCGUUCAAAGACUGGCCGCCGAUCGUCGGCGAUGUCCACCAUCACAGCGCCGGACACCAGCCGUUCCCGGAGUUUGACGCCACGCGAUCGCUACGAAAGCCAGCACUCAGUGCGGCCGCAGAGCCUAUUGACUGUACCGCUAGUGUCGCCCUUCCCUGUGCUCUCUGGCCUUUCAACGAUCUCAAAGGCUUCUACUCAUCGCAGCUUUUCCAGCGAUACGGACGGGAAAUCGCCGGACACGACAUCAUCGACGCCCACGACCUCUAAGACAACGACCAACGCGUCGGCGCAUACCGUGACCUACAGUGAGAAGCGAUACAAAUGCGACAAAUGCUCGCAAACCUACGGCCACGAGCGUCACCUCAAACGGCACCAGAAGUUACAACACGGCGUACGCGAGCCCUACCGGUGCUAUGGGGACGGCUGCGACCGCCGGUACCCCACAGAGUUCAGACUGAUGGCACAUAUACGAGACAAACAUCGCGACCGUCACUACCGGUGCCGAUACGGUCAGUGCGAGAAGUGGUUUCCGUCCGAAUUGCUGCUCAACAAUCAUCGGCUCGCAGUCCACGACGUGUGCUAUCCGUACCGUUGCCUUCGCCAGCCGUGCGACGGGAAGAAUGGCUACGAUGUGUACGAUAUGCUACGCGAGCACCAGUUGGGCGCACAUGACUUAUAUCGAUGCGAUUACAAGCGCUGCCACCGGGCGUACGACACGGCCGAUAGGCUGCGCGCUCACCGGCGACGGUGUCGACAUCGGCCCCACUCCCAGCGCUCGCACUACACGUCGUCGCACAGGUCUAUGGAUAAGACUUAUGGGCGCACUGAUUGCCGGGAAAGGUAUGACAAUCGGGAACAACUGGACGAGCGUAUAGACAGUGCCCACAAACCCCGCUCCGGACACACUGUGACUCCCGAUAAGCGUCGGUUGGCUGAGAGGGAGAGCGCCCGCAACGGAACAGUCAUUGACACCGACGACGAAGAGUUGACCGAUUGUCGCACCGCUGGAGACGACGAGACACCGACUGCCGUAUCGCACAAAUCGGUGGACACAUCGGUGGCGGCGCCGCUCGAGACGACCCCCAAUGAACCACAAAAUCAAAGAAAAUUCAAAUGUAAUGAAGAAAAAUGUGGCAAAAUUUUUAAAACAAAAUGGUAUUUAAUUAAACACAAACGCAUACAUUCGGGAGAAAAACCACUUGUUUGUGAUUUUAAUGAAUGCAACAAAAGUUUUACAACAAAACAGAACUUAUUUCUCCACAAAAGUUGUGUUCAUUUGAAUAAAAGGAAAUUUAAAUGCAAUGAAGAAAAUUGUGGCAAAAAAUUUACAACAAAACAAAGUUUAUUUCGACACAAAAGCAUUAUCCAUUCGGGAGAAAAACCAUUUUUNACCAUGUUCGGGGGUUUGCUGGUCAUCAAUGAGAAA